Messenger RNA from Anopheles stephensi (Asian malaria mosquito), 5105 nucleotides. RefSeq lists its product as uncharacterized. The coding region runs from base 1559 to 2689 and encodes 376 amino acids. The record is from RefSeq and is a predicted model, not a curated record. The transcript is spliced from 3 exons. Lineage: Eukaryota; Metazoa; Arthropoda; Insecta; Diptera; Culicidae.
AGGGAAAUCUGCUAGCGUUUCGUCUAAUAAGAGAACAAACUGCAUAGUUUAGCACACAAUUUAUUGUGAAUUAAUGCUUUAAGCUACUCUCGCCCUUUAAGCUGCACAUCAUUAAACACCGACCACGUACGACCCGUGGAAAUCCAUCCAUCCAAUAUCACUCCGUCGGGAACGAUUUUGCUUGUGUGCCGAGCAAAAGCCGAACGCAAACCCGACGGCUAGCCCUGCCAGCCGAAGCUUGCCGAGACGUGAAGGUUUCACUGACUGCGUAACACCGUCAGGACCGUGCCUGCAGCGUGAACCUAGUAGACCGUCAUCAUAACGCCGGGUCGGAAAAAUUCCAUCAGUCUCAGUGUGCGGUCGUGCACGGUAAAAGGACGUCCAGUCGAUCCAGUGCUCAGUGCCUGUCGCAAAUGUCGCAUUGAUGAAAAGCAGGGAAAAUGUAACUGCGCACGUGUGUCGGUGUGUGUAUUUGCAAGUCGCAAAUCAAAUGUUGCCAAAUGUCGGUAACUGCGGUAGGUGAAAGUAUAGGAAGUUCAACGCUUUAAGGGGAUAAACAUACAAGCAAAAGGCGUGUGCGUGUGUGUGCGAUUACCGGACGCCAGGAAAAGUGCACCCCUUCGCAAGGGCGUCAACGUGGGACGCCUUAGAUCAAAGGCACGCUACGCUGCUGGCAUGUAGGUCGCUGUGUGCUGGGUGCGUGAACUUUUCACAUCCCAAUGGAUAAUCUGUGAUACCACGAAUUGUGCGUGAGUGUGUGUGUGUGUUUUGCUGCUAGGGUGUACUACGACAUCUGAUGCCGUUGAUGUUUGGCUACAUUCCGUGAAAAGUUCAGUGAAGGUGAAAAAUUCGGAAGAAAAAAUUCACACGGCCUGGAGAUAAGCCCUUUCAGUCGUGAAAAUAAUGUGUGCAGCCCAGAGCCGUCUGGCGGUUCUUCCUUGUUGGUAAAUUUUCGCUUUUGGCACCGUGCCAUAUGACCAGAAUGCUUGGCGGUGGUGUGUGAGUGCUCUCGGUACCUUCUAGCCCGUGUGCCCGUGGCAGAGAGCUGCUAAUCGAUAUUCAACCGAGUUCCGGUGGCGGCGAGAGCAAGACAGAGGACGCACGUUGUCCCCAGCCAGUGCCGAGCGCCGAGCCUGUGGAGCUUCUUGUGCUCUGACCAAAUUUUGAGCAGGAUAUCUGGCAGGAGGAGACGCAGCUUAGUGCACAGUGGAUGUGCUUCCGCUAUUUGCUGUACGCGUGAGCUGGCAGACACUUUACGCUUCUCGAUUAUCAUAACUUUCAAAUGCCGCAACCUAGAGCUCUAUACUGAUGCAUCGUUAGGUCUGGAGAAUAAAAAAAGAGACCACACACGGAAGCAACAACAUCAUUAUUUAUAACUGCCACAACAAAAGACAUUGUAUUGAUUCAACAGGAUACGCAGGAGAUCCUUCCGUUCGAUAGGACCUGAGCGCGGAUAAUCAAGGAUACCCUCCAAAAUCCAACGUUCAACAUUACCGUCGAACGGCAGCAGUGGACAGGAUUACACGUCUUGCUGUAAUGAUGAUGAUGAUGAUGGCUGAUGUUUGUCCUUGCUUUACCACUAACUUGUGAAACUUCCAGACGACGGCUGGGCCUGAUGGCGUCACAGAAAAGCUCCACCACACCGGCACUGGCGGUAACGAACCGUAUCCUGCGCUCACCGUCACACGAAAGUUUCUCCACAGAUCUGUCGCUAAUAUCGAUUUCCGUGUCGUCAAUGAAUUCGGAAGCGACCAGCGUACUGAACCGGUCCAGCUGCAGCCUGCUGAAUCGGACGAUGGAGGAGAAACUGGGCAGUCUGUUGAAUCCGAAGGAUAGCAAAAGAAACCGCUCAUCGACGCUGACCGAACGUUGGAACGAGAGUAACGAUCUGAUACGGAACUGUGCCACACUGUCGGCGGCGCUGGGCAUACACAAAAGCUUCAGCACUACCGACAUCUAUCAGCUGCCCUCCGACCAGCACAAUCUGGGCCGGCUUUCGACGUCCGAGCUGGCGCUUACCCCGUUCCAGAAGGUGGGCUAUCUGUUUGACCAUUCCCGGCUGGAGCAUGCGUCCCGCUCCUACUCGACCUGGGUGGCGGUGGGUGAGCUGGCAUCCACCUCUCAGCUACCGUCACCGCACGGCGGUCAAUCGGCACAGGUUCCGACGCUGACCAGCACCAACCCCACGCCGAGCUUCACCGUGACCGAUCUGAUCAGCUCGGUGAACAAGAAAAUACGGCAGAACUACAUCCGACGGCGACUGUUCACCACGUACCGUGCGCUGGAACGGCUAUCGCAGAGCGAGUUCAAUCUGGACCGGCUGGAAGCGGCCGCCUUUGCCGCCACCAAUCCAGGGCCGACCGAGCUGAUCGUACCGUCCACGAGCAUGUCGAACGCAUCGGCUUCACCGGUCGGUGGGAAGUCUACGAGCUCGCCGGCACCGCCGGCCGGUGAGGUGGGUGGUACCAUGGUGCCGGACCAUGGUUCUGGAGCGUUGGCGUUGAAAAAGUCUAGCAGCACCAGUGCUGGCAGCAGCACUUCCCGUACCCAUCACGGGCCGAAGAAACAUCUCACCUUUCACGACAUUGAGAACGAGCGUGGCAAACCGUUGUCCAAGUACGAGCGGCACAUGCUCAUCUUUAACUGGCUGCACACGAUCGACGAUACGGCGCUGGAGAUCGAAAACUGAUCUCCGCAGGACGAUCCGCGCUCCGACAUAGGGGCUAUCCCGCCAGCCACCAAUGAACUGAAAGCGUUGAGCCCACACACAAACCGGAAGUGAGAUGGUGCACAAAGAAACUUUAUUUACAAAACGUACAUUCGCACUCAAACGCAAGCCAGGGCCCGAUUGUGUCGUCCUGCUAUUAUGGUCCUACCCCUUCCCCCCAAAGUCACAAAGUGCAUUUGUUCGAGUAGGUGUUACUAAAUGCUGCUGCGUGGUAAGCUAUAUAAGUUCUAGUUAGUCGCACUUCUGUCGCGUUGCACCCCCAAAGAAGCCACCAUCGUGCAAUCAAUGGAAUACCUCCGGUAUAGAUAUAGUCAAACUAUUUUCGAUUAUAUGUGAUGUCUGCUAUCGCGCACACAACUUCAUUAUUUCGAUGCAAUUUCUUUACCGUGCCGAUUGUCUGCGAUCGGUUCCAACACAGCCAUGUCAGUUAAGUGUAUAAAACCGUCAACCGUCAUUUAGAAUUCAAAAUACCAGAAUAGAGGAAAUGUAUAGACUGCUUCACCUAUUAGCGCGAAAUAGUGCUAAUUGCUGUAUGGCCAUGGCAUAGGACUGAUUAUCCGGGUCCGACUAACACGCGAUGCAAGAGAGAUGAUGUCAAGAGAUUGAUCAAACGGUUGUAAAAAGCCAAAUCAGCGUGAACGAGGAGCAGUGCAUACUAGGAUAGCAAACUUGCCAAUUAACUAAUCUUACAGCGUUCAAACCCUCGAUAUUCCCGCCACGAGUGUGACCACUGCAACAAUCCGUCUGUGAAGAUCAGAUGGAUCCGAAAGUCUUCAUGCGUAGAGGGGGGGUGUAAGGCUUUGUACAGACGAUAGGCUACCGUUUCCGGUUUGAGUUAGUAUUGUUAGGUGUUUCUCAAAAAGGCCCCGAUUUUUCAAUUAGAAAACUAGUUGUGGCGAUUUAAUUUGUACGACUACAAUUCUUUGGGUUGUACUGCGAAUAAUCUUCGGUGAACUUCAGGAAGGCAGCAUCGUUCUGGAGCCGCGGCCCCAGUCUUCACACGGCAGGACCGGAGUUCAAAUCCCAUACAGAUCGCUUCCCCGUACACAGAACUGACUGAGAGUAAAAUUAAAUCACAGAAAGCCAGAAAUGGCUGACCGAGAACUCUCGAGGUCGUAGUGAAUCACAUAUACGAUGUCGGAUUAGCGUUUUACGCUGUCCACGUGUAGUGUUACAAUGCUGAAUGCUGGUCUGAGAAACUCUGUAAGUCUACCAAUCCAACGGUUAACAUUCAUAGUCCUUUUAAGUACUACCCAUCGGAGGUGCUUGUCGUCUGUACAAUGCGCUCACCCUUUAAAUCUCUAACCAUUACUCCAAAAAAAAAAAGAAGAUUACAAUUAUAGUUACAGUAACAGUUAAGACUAAGCUAGAAUCGAGAAAACCCAGCCAAAAAAGCCCAAACCGGUACAAGCGCAGGCGAUGAACCAAGUAGUGGCUUCUUGCUGGCAAAAUGAACCCGGUACAUAUAUACCCGCUAGCCACAUGCAACAAAAGCCACACUUUUUUAAUCUUCCCUCAUACGUACAUUGAAUAUAAACUGCAUAUUGCGCCUGGCUAGCCGUACCGUACCCACUGUUGAAAGGUUUAUUACGAGGCCGGCCGGAAGAAGAAGUGCCCGAUCGAGAUUAUAUUUUCCGCUCGUUGUUGUUAUGUGAAUGUUUCUACUACUUGUUGUAAAAGUGGCGAGAAGAAUCGGGCCAAACCGUGUGUAACUGGCUUUGCGAAGCCACUACCGAGCCCCAAACAGCAGCAGCAGCAGCAGCAGCAGGUGUAAAAUGGUUUUGCGACCGUUGUUUUCUUGCCUAUCGUUUUCAAUUCGAGACAAUUUUUGAUACUUCUUUAUAGAGAUGAAAUCGUUUAGAUAGUGCAGAUUUUUCACAUUGAUAGAUAACCGGAUACACGCUACGGUGGCUUGUUGCGGGAGCGUUUCUUUUCUGUGGGAUGUACUGCCUGCGUGCGAUAUGAUGUUAUUAAGUGCUUUUUGCUUCAUGCAUGGCAUAUUUUAAUGUAAACCGAACCGAAUAAAACAAACUGAAUAUUAAGAACCGGGCCAGCUAUAUGGUACGCUCGAUUAGAAGAAUUUACAGAGCGAGAGAGAGAGAGAGAGGCUAGCAAAACGGGGAUUACAGAGGAUACAGAAGGGUGUUUGAGAGUUCGGUUUUGGCUCGGUAUGUGUGGUGUUGUUUCCCCGAAGAGAGAUCUAAUCUAAAUGUCGUAUUACGCUGGAAACCAUUUUGACCAUGGCUACUCCAUAUAACAAUAUUCUUAUACCAACUACCAAAUCGUACUUGUACAUAGAAUAUACUUAAAAAAUAGUGGGAUAAACACAAACCAAAAACAAAAUCUAACAAUAAAUUCUUACAACAGUACUCGCGUA